AUCAUCUCCUCAGGAUUUUCUCCAUGACAACACUCAAAUUUCUUCUUUUCUAAUUUCGGCAUCUUUCUUUCAUUGACCAACCCAAGCUUUAUAGAGAAGAAUUGGGUUUGGGUUUUCACCAUUGAAGCCUCAACACCAAAGCUAAAAGUUCACUCCUUGCAUUUCUUUUUUUCUAGUUAUUUGGAAAAUGAUACACUUGCCUGAUCUUGAUCAUCCAUGAAUCCUUGUUUCUGGGUCUAAAAAUUUUCUGCCACCCUUUUUCUCUUCUCUUCAGCUUCUCUUUUGGCACCUUUUUGCAGCUUCAAAUCUUCUAGAAACCACCAAAAAGCUUACUAUCCAGAUCCUUUUAAAAACAAUUAGUGGGUUUUUGAGAUGCAGGAACCGACAAUGUAUAAUCAGAUGAAGCCGCAGUUUCCAGAGCACGAGCAGCUGAAAUGCCCGCGCUGCGAGUCCACCAACACUAAGUUCUGCUACUACAACAACUACAACCUUUCCCAGCCGCGUCAUUUCUGCAAGAACUGCCGUCGCUACUGGACUAAAGGUGGCGCUCUCAGGAAUAUCCCUGUUGGUGGUAGCAGCCGCAAGAACGGCAAGCGCUCCAGCAACCCCAAACGUCAGGCCAGCUCUGCACCCGAUUCAGAACUCGCCCGGAUCCGAAAACAGCCGGACUCUUCUAAGGCGCCGACACCAGUUUCCACUUCAACGGCGGCGGCACCACAGCGGUUUCAGAAUUCGUUGGCGGAUCCUGACCCGUCCCGGCUGUACGGGUUGUCGGCUGAUGUCACCGGAAGCUUCAGCUCGCUGCUGUCGUCCAAUGGGCACUUCGGGAAUCUUCUAGAAGGGUUGAACACAGAUGGGUCGGAUUUGAAAACGGUGCAAAUGGGGGGUUUCGGAGGGAACACGGAUGCCGGGCGUGAUCUGAUUCCGGGUUUGGGUCGGGAUUCCGGGUUAGAGGGGAGCAAUAAUGGCGAGAGUUAUUUGGGCGGCGAACAAACAGGGGAUUCAAGUUGCUGGGGUGGCGGUAGCAAUGGGUGGCCUGAUCUUUCUAUUUACACUCCAGGUUCUAGUUUUCAGUAGAAACGCAGAAAGGGUGUUCAUAUUUCUUUUUCUUUUCUUUUUUUUCCCUCUUUUUUCUUUUUUUAAAUUUAAUUAUGAUUAUUAUGGUGAUUUGAUAAUUAGUGGCUGUGAAAAUUUUUUUAAAAAAAAUUCGUAGCAUUUUCUAUGCUAAACCAAUGGUAAUUUCUUCUUUCACAAAGAAGAGAGAGAAAAUAUUUUAAAUUCAGAUCCCUUAUAUCACUACUUAAAAUUAAUAUGAAAAUAUUUG
Rubroshorea leprosula is the source of this 1324-nucleotide messenger RNA. The record is from the annotation of a GenBank genome assembly. NCBI's taxonomy places the organism in Eukaryota, Viridiplantae, Streptophyta, Magnoliopsida, Malvales, Dipterocarpaceae.